AAAAACUUCCUCUUUGCAUAUAGUGUGGCGCGUCAGAUCAGGCCUCGAAUCUUCGCGGAGUUACAGAAAAUACCGUGGGUAAAAAGAGAAAAUGGAGGCCGUUCCACAACCUCCAGCAGACACUGAUCUGCAGAACAUUAUCGACAAGUUGGCCAACUUCGUCGCUCGCAAUGGCACCGAUUUUGAGAUGAUGACAAAGGAGAAACAAAAGAAUAAUCCAAAAUUUGGUUUCCUGUUUGGAGGAGAGUACUAUAAUUACUACCAAUACAAAGUAACAUCCGAACAACGUAGCAUCCAGCAGCAGAAGGAUAAGCUUGCCCAGCAGCAGGCCAUCAUCCAGGACGUCAUCACCCAGCAAUCCAUCCAGUCUGCGCCAUGGCAACCCCAGAUCCAGCAGCAGCAGCAGCUGGAGGAGCAGAUCGCUCAGAUCGAGGAGCAGAUCAGUCAGAGUGAGGAGAACCUCGGCAAGCAGAAGGAGGUCCUCCUGCAACAGCAAAACGAUCAGAUAGAAUCUGUCCUGGCGAAUAGCAGAGAGAAAGCUGUGAUUGGGAUAGCCACUGAGCUCGACGUCAAUCUGUCAGAACUAGACAGCAGACUCCAAGCCAUCAUCGAUGCCUGUACCAAGGAUGCUAUAUCAAACGGUAAACAGUGGAUAUUCUCCACAGCUCGUUCCCCCAAGCACUGUGUGCUGAUUGCCAAGUAUCUCCUGCAUCAGAUCCUGGCCAAGGCGGCACCAUUCACAGCCAAGCUGCAUCUCAUCUACCUCAUCAAUGAUGUCCUGUAUCACUGCACAAGACGGAAUGCUCAUGAUCUCCAGCAUGCCCUAGAAGACACAGUGGCCCCUAUCUUCUGCUCGACGCAUGCAGUGGCAGAUGAAGAUCAGAAAGGAAAACUUGAAAAGGUAUUAAAACUUUGGGGGACAAACAACUAUUUUGACAGCAGUGUAAUGGAAAGGCUGAAGAACCCCGCAGAAUCAUUGGCACUCUAUCAGGGCACAAGAAUCACUGAAAACGGUGAGGCCAUUCAGCAACUCCAUAUAGCAUCCCAAUCCCAGUUGGCAGUCCUUCAGAAGCAACACAACGACUAUGUGGUACACAUGCGGCAACAACAGGCACAGUAUCAGCAGCAACAGCAACAACAACAGCAACAACAAGUUCAGCAGCAGCUUGCGGCGGUGGCCGUGUCCACCCCUCUGCCCCAGGUGCCGACACCAUUCUCCAUGGCCCAGCAGAUGCCGCCACAAGUGACGCAACAAGUGACACAAUCGAUGCAGCCACAGGUAGUACCUCAGGUUGCUAUCUCAACCGUCUCAGGCGGCUUCCCUCCAGCCACAUCAGAAGCCCAGGCUGUAGGGUCAGCAGCACCACCACCAACUGGGCAACAACUAGCCCAGAAUGUCAGCUUGCCCCAGGGGAUGCUGCCAGGAUCCGACCCAAUGGUGCAAGCAAUGUCAUCAAUGCCUCCAGGAAUGCCACCUCAAAUCGGAGGUCAACCACCAACACCACAAAUGCCGCCACAAUUACCUGCUGGCUUACCCCCAAUGGACCCCUCCCUGUUUCCAGGGGGAUUCCCCCCUGUCUUCAACCCUUCGGUGCCUCCACCAAACAUCAGACCGCCUUUCCCUUUCCCACCAGGUGCUCUGCCUCCAAACUUCACCCUACCUCCUAACUUCGACUUCUCCAAGCCCCCUCCUUGCUUUCUGCCAGGCAUGGAUUUCCCUCCCAUCCCCAUGCCCCCCAUAGCUGCACCCCCUCCAGCCCAGGACCCCAACGACCCCUCCCUCAUGCCCAGAGUGCCCUACUACGACCUCCCUGCCGGUCUCAUGGCACCCCUGGUAUCACUUGAAGACACGGACUACAAUCCUCUUGAUCAUGAUGAUAUCAGGUUACCCCCUCCUCAGGCCCCUAGCGAGAGACUGCUGGCUGCCGUAGAGGCAUUCUAUGCCCCACCCUCGAGGGAUGCUCCAAGAAAUAGUGAGGGCUGGGAGCAGAACGGUCUGUUUGAAUUCUUCAAAGCCAAGCAGAAGUAUUCCAAACUGAAGAAGGAGAGAGAGAAGGAGAAUCCUAAGGAGCACAAACCCCUUUCCCCUCUCAGGGUGCCGGCCAACUCAGACAGAUCGCCUUCACCUACUCCCCCUCCAGCAGCCAGGCAGCUCACCCCACCCCCAAAGCAAGAGAGCAGGAGAAGAUUCAGAUCAAGAUCUCGCUCACUGUCAAGGUCACCUUCACCUUCACCUGCACGUUCCCCUCCAAGGAGAAGCAGGCGCUCAAGGACGCGCUCAAGGUCGCGCUCUCCUCCUCCCUCCAGAUUCUUCAGGAGGACAUCGAGGUCUAAAUCUCGUUCCAAAUCUCGAUCACCUCCUCCCUCCUACCGAAGAGAAUCGAAGAGGGAACCGUCUCCAACAAGAGAGUCGAAAGCGCGUUCUCCCACCAAGCGCAGCCCUAGCCCAACAGAAGACUAUGGAGUCCAACCAUUCUAUCAAAUGCAUGUUGAUGUGAAGCUGGGUGAAGAUAACAAGGGACAUCAGCUCAUGAAGAAAAUGGGAUGGACUGGUCAAGGUCUCGGAGCCAAGGAGCAAGGUAUCGUCAACCCCAUCGCCAGCGGGGAUGUGCGCCACGAUCUGGACAAGUUCAAGGGAAUUGGCAUGGACAUCAAUGAUCCCUUUGAAAGCUUCAGGAAAAGCAAGAGUUACACCUACAACAGGAGGAAAUAGGUGGAGUAGGGAUUGGUGAGUUCAUGAGUGGAAAUAUAGUUUUUUUCUCAGUUUUUUUAACUUCAAAAUAUUGGGAUAGAUCAGUUAUAAUUAGCCAGUGAAUUCUCAAAUGACCACUGAAUAUUCAAGAUAGUUUUUUUGUAGGUAGGUUCAUAUCUGUGCAUUUGUAUACACGUGUAUCAAUUCUUGAAAUGGGGAAGGCUAUUCAUGACUUGUAACCUCCAUUUUUGAGGGAUGUACCUAUGUUUAGUGCUGUCAUGCACAGUAACUUUGUCAAGAAUGGAUUUCACAGUAGCUUAAUAUUAAGGGUUAAACAUUACGGUGUCUUAAUUGCGAUUCUUUUCACACACU
Messenger RNA from Strongylocentrotus purpuratus (purple sea urchin), 3064 nucleotides. RefSeq names its product calcium homeostasis endoplasmic reticulum protein (gene cherp). NCBI's taxonomy places the organism in Eukaryota, Metazoa, Echinodermata, Echinoidea, Camarodonta, Strongylocentrotidae. The transcript is spliced from 17 exons. The coding region runs from base 92 to 2713 and encodes 873 amino acids. The record is from RefSeq and is a predicted model, not a curated record. Gene Ontology annotation, biological process: RNA processing; intracellular calcium ion homeostasis. Gene Ontology annotation, cellular component: perinuclear region of cytoplasm. Gene Ontology annotation, molecular function: RNA binding.